Limulus polyphemus (Atlantic horseshoe crab) is the source of this 4023-nucleotide messenger RNA. RefSeq names its product Down syndrome cell adhesion molecule homolog. The transcript is spliced from 19 exons. The record is from RefSeq and is a predicted model, not a curated record. Gene Ontology annotation, molecular function: protein binding. Lineage: Eukaryota; Metazoa; Arthropoda; Merostomata; Xiphosura; Limulidae. The coding region runs from base 189 to 3437 and encodes 1082 amino acids. Gene Ontology annotation, biological process: axon guidance; cell-cell adhesion. Gene Ontology annotation, cellular component: axon; plasma membrane.
ACGUUCACAUUGAGUAAGCCCAUGGAAUGAAACAGACUCUUCAAUCUCCGUGGUUAGAACGAACUGUUUACUGUGUUUCUACUCUGUAGCCAACCACCUGAGGGAUAACAAUCUAUCCAACUCCCACGCAUGUGCAUUUAUACGUAUUUAUAAAAUCGUGUCGGGUUUCAUGCUAAACCCAACUUUAGAUGAUGGUAAUUCUUCCGUUUGUGUUGAGCAUAGCUUGUAUUGGAUUGUGGGCCCCUAAGGAAUGUGGAGGACAUCCUUGGAGUUCUGAAAAUGUUCACUGCAAAAGGUUCACUCUUUAUACGCAUCUCCGGGAUUCGCACAGACCAAAUGGACCUAUACACCCUUUAAAUAUCUCUAAAGUGAUCAAAACAAGUACGAAACAUAAAUCGGCGUCACUUACGUGGAAUAGAAAUGAAGUUUCCGAACUGCUACAUUUUCUUUGCAUAUUUCAAAUAAAAGAGAGUGCAGAGAUUCUCUAUCCAUUCCACCAUUUGCUAAAUAGAUUCCGCCGUCAAGUCAAACAAGAAACGAAGACUGUUGUGAGUGGUCAAACCGCUGUCUUGAUGUGUCCCUCUGGCGGACGGACUGUUGAAAGUAUUGUAUGGAGUAAAGACGGUCUUACCUUGCCUGUUAACCCUAGACAAAGUAUUAUGUCAAAUGGAAGUUUGUCUAUACAGAAGGUAACACAAAGUAGUGACGGAGGAGAAUACAAUUGUCGUUACCAUGACGAUCGGCAUAGAUCAAAGAAUUAUGUAGUUAUUCUCCGAGUUGCAGAACCACCGGCAGUUUCUCCUUUCCAGUUUCCUUCAGACGUUGUAUUAGGGAUGCGAGUGAGAGUUAUGUGUUCCGUGAUUCGUGGAGACCCGCCAUUUCAUUUCACUUGGUUGAAAGAUGGGUCUAUUCUCUCUGCCAGCGACGGUCUGAGUGUGCAAUAUUUCCAAGAUUAUAGUAUUCUUUCAACAGGAAAUUUAGUGUCGAAGAACUCUGGCAACUACACCUGUAGCGUCAACAACGGAGCAGGGUCUGCAAGCCAUAGCGCCCACUUGACAGUAAAUGCUCCUCCAAGCUGGAUCUUGGAGCCGCAGAAUUCUGAAGUUAUCUUAGAAGGAUCAGUCAGAAUUGACUGCAGUGCUGAUGGUCUACCUGCACCUAUAAUAACAUGGAGGAAAGCUACAAAUGAUGAACCUGCAGAUUAUACACCUGUCUACAACAAUCACAAACACACUGUGUAUCCAAAUGGCUCUCUCUUCAUUCAUUCAGCUAGCAAAGAUGAAGAAGGUUAUUACCUAUGUGAAGCCAGAAAUGGUUAUGGCGCAAACCUAAACAAAUUAACCAACCUUACUGUACAUCAGCCUCCAACUUUUGACGUCAAGUUCAGAUCUCAUUCUGCACAAAAGGGCCAGUCAGUCGAUCUUUCCUGUGCAGCAGUAGGAGACCAGCCAAUAAAAUUUAUUUGGAAGAAAGACGGUCGUAUGUUAACCAACAGCUCGAGAUAUCUACUCUCUGCUUCAGAACUACAGCAAUCGACUGAAGUUUCUAUACUAAAGAUCAUGAAAGCUAACAGAAAUGACUCGGGGAUUUAUUUAUGUCGCUCUCACAAUGAAUAUGGACAAGAUGAGAUGAAAAUCAAACUAUUGAUCCAAGAGGUACCUGGUCCACCAUCCAACUUAUCUGUGACUAACGUCACAGGAAGAACUAUUUCACUGGUCUGGACAGAACCCUACACAGGAAAUAGCGACAUCUCUCGGUACUUUAUAAAAUAUCAGAAAGAGUUACCGGGUCACCAACGGAGUAUGAUGAUUAACCGAACAAUUGAAGGGUCUCAGCGUACAGCUGUCCUCAGAGGUCUGGAACCAGCCAGUUCUUACCUAGUGAGUAUUGAUGCCCAGAAUGCAGUUGGCAGAGGAAGUGAGAGUGACUGGAUAAGAGUCAAAACCGAGCAGGAAGCUCCAAGUGGUCCGCCGGAAGAAAUUGCAGCUCAAGCAACGGGUCCCAAUUCAAUUAAAGUGACUUGGAAGCCUCCCCAAGAAGAUUACUGGAACGGGAAGAUUAUCGGCUAUUACAUCGGCUACAAACCCAUUGAUGAAACGUUACACAUGUACAAAACAGUUCAUGUGAAAGACGUGACGGCACGAGAGCAGUACCACCUGACUAAUCUUAAGAGAUCAACAAUCUACCACAUCACAAUCCACGCUUUCAACAGCAAGGGGCCUGGUCCCAGAUCUGACGAAGUGCAAGUAAAGACAUUGGAUGAUGUUCCUCCCAGUGCUCCUGAUCUGAAAAUGUUAUCCAAAUCAACAUCUUCGAUUACUUUAAAAUGGUCUCAACGAGCAACAUUUGGUGCAAGUGUAGUAGACUACAAACUUCAUUACCGGGAGGAAAACGAUCACGUGGGGUGGACAGUAAUUCCCAUAUCAACCAACCAAAACCAGUAUACAGUGCAGAACCUGAAAUGUGGUACAACUUAUCAGUUUUUUAUGACGUCACACAAUAGUGUUGGUAGGAGCGAACCAAGUAAUAAACUUAUCAUCAGAACUACAGGAGCGGCUCCUGUGUCACCAGCUCGUGAAGAUUUUAUUAGCAUCAACGUAACUGAAGCUAUUUUGGACUUCUCUAAGUGGCAAGAUGGUGGCUGCUUUAUCACCUCUUAUACAGUCAAAUUGAGACAAAAGUUCCACACUCGUUGGAAGACUCUUGUGGACAACCUUAUAUUUAAUAAAUCACCUUUUCAAGUCACGGCUUUGUCAUCGGCUACUUGGUAUGAAGUCUUAGUUGUUGUACAAAGUUCUGCAGGUGCUACCGAAGCGAUGUACGAUUUUAGAACACGAAAUAAAACACGAGAAAUUGUGCCACAGGAAACUGCUAACGUACCAAAGCCUCCUACCAAAUCUUUCAUCAUUGAUUUGGAAGUACUUGUACCCAUCACUGUUUCCAGCUUUGUUGUUGUGGUGGUGAUCGUCGUUGGCUGUGUACUUUGUAUCCGAGAAGCUCGAUCUCAUCGUCGCAUAAAUGAAAAUCAGGUAUAUGGAAAGACGUCUCAGGAUGUAAUACAGAUGAAGGAUAUUGGUAAUACACCCCCUUUAGACUAUGUGUCAAGUGAAGAUGGCACUCAGCGUUCUUCGCCAUAUUCUCAGUCAACCAAUCAUUGCCCUCCCAGAGAGUCAAUGCUCGAUUCUCGUCCAGGUAGAGAUAGGAGGAACUUCAUCCAUACGCCACUCCCUACGAUACUUUACCAGUCGCACCCUCUAAUGACAACCAACACCAACCAGGAACCUCUGGCAUCCGCACUCUUACAAGGAGAGGGAGGGACAAGCGCACCCAUAAUGUCUACAGCAGGCAGGACGAAUCAGCGAGAGCGGCCUUAUGAAUCGCUCGUGUUGAUCACUGAUCCAAGCCCUUUCGAAACCAAUAGACAAUGGGAUCUCUAAGCACCUUCAAAAAAUUCUGUGAUUUUAUUAUUUCAAGGAAUAAGGCUUUUUUAAUGUUAUUGCUAAAAGUUACUGUUAAUGAUUUAUACCAAAAAACAUGGGUGUCUUUCAACGAGGCAAGUUAACUCAAGGAAGGUGGAAAAUCACUCGGACCGAGCAGUAGACUAUAUCGAAGAUGGUACAAGCAGAAUGCAUAUUUCUUAAAAUCAUAAAUCAAGGUGUACUGGAUUUUUUUUUCACAUAUAUUUGAAAUACCACACACACAAAGAUCAUUUUCGAAAGGUUAAUUUACCAUUGAAAUGUUAGAUACAAAUUAUUUGUUAUUUUGUGACGAACUUUGUGACUCGAAAUAUUCGACAUUUGGUUCCCUUACCUGAACAGUUGCGUAAAAAUGGAACAAUCAGUUGAGCAUUUUUCUAAAAUGUAAACACCAUUAAUUUCGGAAUGCAUAAUAAAAGUAAACUUCAACCCAAUUUUUGUUCAUAAAGCAUAAGCCGUAAUAAGGCAUAAAAUUGUUUUUGAUGCUAAACACUCAACAGUGGAUAUUAGCAGGUUCUAUGUAUUGUAAGUCUAUCAUUUAUUAUAU